Macrosteles quadrilineatus (aster leafhopper) is the source of this 974-nucleotide messenger RNA. Its product is annotated as fibroin heavy chain-like. NCBI's taxonomy places the organism in Eukaryota, Metazoa, Arthropoda, Insecta, Hemiptera, Cicadellidae. The record is from RefSeq and is a predicted model, not a curated record. The transcript is spliced from 5 exons. Bases 89 to 931 code for a protein of 280 amino acids.
UCGGCGAACAUCGGUGAUCCUCGGUCGUCCUCGUCGAGUCUUCGCGUCUCUUGGAGAAGCUGUUGUUACUUGCUGCCUCUUCCGUGCGAUGGCAGCUUUUCUUCUGAUAGUUCUGCUCGUGAGCUCUGUUUCAGGUUUGUAUGUGCGCUCUCCCCGAUCAGCUGAUGGGGGUUUCAUGGCGGGGGCCGGGUCUGGAGCAUUCUCCUCGGCCUCCAGCUCAUCUUCCUCAGGGACCAAUGUAGCUCCCGGGCCUGGAGGAUAUGGUAACUUCAACGCCUUCUCCAGCUCCAGCAACAUGGCCCCUCCUCAGUCGCUCUACAGGGGGGGUGUGGCUGCUGGAGCUAGCUCUGGAACUCCCCAGGGUCAGCCCCCGUACUCCGGGUUCUCAGGAGCCGGCGGGUUCCCUGGGUUCCCAGGUUAUAGCCCGUUUGUUCCUCAGUACGGUCAGCAAUACCCUUGGACGCCCUUCCCUAACUUCGGAGCUCCUUUUGACUUCAUGAACUUCCUCAACCAAUACUUCCAAGCUCUGCAAAGCUUCCAGGCUCAAGCUGAAGCUCAAGCUCAGCAGGCUGCUGCUAACGGAGGUCUACCUGUGGAUACUAACGAGGUAGGAGGAGUGGGAGGACUAGCUACAGCUACUUACGGACCACAGGGAGGCUAUGGAAGUGCUAACGUCUUCCCUAAACCUGAUGGUGGUUUGGACAAUAGGUUCGGAGGGUUCGACGAGACCCCCCAAAACUCGCUGGGUGGGGCCCCAGUGUCCAGUGUCAGUGGGAACUUCAAGCCCCCUGGAGGCUCCAGUUUUGGAGUCUUCACCUCAUCAUCAUCUGGUUCCAGUGACAUCAACGGAAAGAAGACCAGCUUCAAACAGUCAAGCAUCGGAGUCAACGACAACGGAAAAGUCACCACUUACACAGCGCAUGACCCUUGAAUAUCAUUAUUUUAUAUAUGAAUAAAUGUUAUUGGAAACAGUU